Molecule: messenger RNA, 1134 nt
Organism: Cynara cardunculus var. scolymus (artichoke)
Lineage: Eukaryota; Viridiplantae; Streptophyta; Magnoliopsida; Asterales; Asteraceae
Product: protein IQ-DOMAIN 14-like
Exons: 4
Coding region: 1-1134 (377 amino acids)
Molecular function (GO): protein binding
Source: RefSeq, a predicted model, not a curated record
AUGGGCAGAGCAGCUCGGUGGUUCAAGGCCUUGUUCACCACCAAAAAACUAAAAGAUUCCGGUCACCGCCAAAACCACAAUUCCUCAUGCGUCGCCCGUUCUCACACCAUUUCUCCGCCGGACAAACCAAUCUACAACACCCACUCCGAUGAGGACGACCAGAACCGGCAUGCAAUUGCCGUCGCUGCUGCCACUGCCGCCGCCGCUGACGCUGCCGUUGCCGCCGCACAAGCAGCCGUCGCUGUCGUUAAGCUCACUAGUCUUGGCGUCUCCGGCGGCGGUGGUUGUCGGGAAAAUUCAGCCGCCAUCAAAAUUCAAUCGCAGUUUCGUGGAUACUUGUCAAGAAAAGCAUUGAGGGCAUUAAAGGCAUUAGUGAAGCUUCAAGCAUUGGUUCGAGGAUAUCUAGUCAGAAAACAAGCAGCUGCUACCUUGCGCAGCAUGGAGGCUUUGGUACGUGCGCAAUCUAGCGUUUGUGCGCACAAACUUUAUGCCAUGAACAAGCUUCAAGAUUCAAAACACUCUGAAGAGAGAUUUGAUGAAACAAAGAGUGACUACACAACAUCUGUGAUUCAUAGCAGAAGGCUUUCAUCUUCUUUUGAGCCUUCAGUGAUUGAUGAAAGCCCAAAAAUUGUGGAGAUGGACCCUGGAAGGCCCAAAUCGAGAUCAAGAAGAACCAAUACAUGGGCUUGGACACCGGGUUAUAAUAUCGACAACCCGUAUGCCCAAACCCUAUCCUCGCCUCACCGUCACCGAUCCCCGGCCCGUUUACCAACGCCGAGCUCUCAAAACCACGAGUUCGAGUGGGCCCUACAUGUGGGUUCCAACCGGUUUCGUCCCGUCUCUCCUUCCAAGAGCGUCUGCACUGACGGGUCGUCGAGCAACCGGAGCUACAUGGCUAGCACCAAGUCAUUCAAUGCUAAGUUGAGAUCACAAAGUGCACCAAGACAAAGGCCUGAGUUUGGAGUUGGGCACAAGAAGAAGAUGUCACUCAAUGAGAUGAUGGAGUCAAGAAGUAGUGUAAGUUAUGGGGUGAAAAUGCAAAGGUCAAGCUCACAAGCACAAGCACAAGAGGCCACUAGUUUCAAGAAUGCAAUUAUGGGUAGGAUUGGUGGGUCUUCAGAGAUUCAAUGGUGA